Elaeis guineensis (African oil palm) is the source of this 2781-nucleotide messenger RNA. The record is from RefSeq and is a predicted model, not a curated record. Lineage: Eukaryota; Viridiplantae; Streptophyta; Magnoliopsida; Arecales; Arecaceae.
CUCUCUCUCUCUCUCUGUGGUUUAAUUCUUCACAAUCCAAUCUUCUUUUCAUUCCGGUAAUAGAAAACUACAAGCUUAACUAAGCUUCAUCGUCAACAAAGAGCCACCUUGACGUUGUUUCUUCACAAUCCGAUCUUCUUUUCAUUCUGGUAAUAGAAAAGUGCAGCUUAACGAAGCUCCGUCGUCAUCAAAGAGACACCUUGACGUUGUUUUUGGUUACUUAAUGGAAGGGUUUUGAAUGCGAUUAUAGUUGGAGUAGGUGGGCUGAUGAUAUCUCCGGCGGCCGUCCCAUUUUUAUAGAAUGUCCCGCUGGAAUGCGACCAAUGAACAAGAUUUAGAGGAGAUGAUUUGUGACUGAGUUCUUCUUAUGCAUUUGAGACUCUUGCUGCUGAGAAGAUACUAUGUCCCCACAUAUCGAAGUGGAUUUGGCAACUCGUUGUAGCUAUUUUCAGAAUCUUAUUAUAGAGAAUGGAGCUUUAGAGUGAGAGGAGCAUGUCUAUAUCUCCCAAAUUUUAGAAGGAUUUGAAUUCGUUGAGGAUUAAAUACUCGAAACUGAAGAUGAUCAUCGAGAAGGUAGCAUCUAAUGAGGAGAAGGGUGAGGGUAGUUGCAUAUUGGUAGGACUCCCAUUGGAUGCCGAUGGCAGGGAGUUGCUUGAUUGGGCACUCAGCAAAGUUGCCAAGCAAGGUGAUCGCGUUGUAGCAGUUCAUGUCUGCCGCAAAUCAGAACUCUGCAACACCUCUACGUUUUCUCUGAUCAAAGUUCUAGAUGACUACUUAGCAGCAUAUGAAGGCUUAUGUAAUUUGAAGAAAGUAGUUCUUGUCGGCCGGGUCUCUCCAGGAAGUUCUAUUCGGAAAGUCAUAGUGAAGGAGGCCAAUCUCUGUGCUGCCAUGACGGUGGUAGUUGGAGUUAACAAGAACUAUUCAUUUGGGGAUUCAGCUUCUCUUGCCAAAUAUUGUGACAAGAAACUGCCUCCAACCACUACUUUGAUUGCAGUUCACAAUGGAAAGGUGAUCUUUCAAAGGGAAGCUACCAAAUCACCUUCAGGAGGACACCUGAAGACGACACUUCGUAGUGUGUUACAUCCAAGUGUUAGCAUGGAUGCCGAAAUAAUUGUCCCAAGUUCGAAGGUUAUGCUUGACAAAGGAACCCCUAGGAUCUCCGAUGUUGGGUAUGGAUGUGAACUAAAGGAAGAGGUUCCAAAAGAUCACAGCCUUCUUGUUCAUGGGAAGAUGGCGGAAGUUAGUACCAUCUCUAUUUCACUUCUCGUAAGAAGGCUGCCAGAACAGAGGCUUGGUUGGCCCCUUCUACGAAGAGCAGUUUCAGCAAAUCUACAAGCACCAAAGAAUGAUGAGGCCCGGAAAAUGUCAGUAGUCCAAUGGGCUAUGAACCUACCUGAAAGAGUUAUGCCAUCUAAUCAACCCCAGAUGGACCUGAUCAAGGAGUUGAAGGUUAUCCUAGGAACAAGUACCUCUGCUUGCAAAUGGUUCCAAUAUGAGGAACUCCAGAAUUCAACCAAUCAGUUCUCUUCAGAUAAUUUGAUUGGAAAAGGAGGGAGUAGCCAAGUUUACAGAGGAUGCCUUCCCGAUGGUCGGCAUGUGGCUAUCAAGUUAUCGAAAUUAUCUGCAGAAGCAUCGAGAGAUUUCCUCUUAGAAGUUGACAUCAUGACUAAAUUACAGCCCAAGCGCAUGGUGCCACUGAUGGGCAUUUGUGCGGAGGACAACCACCUUAUUUCUGUGUACAGCUACUUCUCCAAAGGAAGUUUAGAGGAAAACCUCCAUGGCAAAAAAGCCAAGGCACCACUACCAUGGGACAUGAGAUUUAAGGUGGCAGUGGGCAUCGCCGAGGCUUUAAGCUACCUUCACAAUGGCUGCUCUCGGCCAGUAAUUCAUAGAGAUGUCAAGUCCUCGAACAUUCUUCUCAAUGAUGAAUUUGAGCCUCAGUUAUCUGAUUUUGGCUUAGCUAUAUGGGCACCAACAACUUCAGCCUACGUGACACAUAGCGAUGUGGUUGGAACUUUUGGCUACCUUGCUCCCGAGUAUUUCAUGUAUGGGAAGGUCAGUGAAAAGAUUGAUGUCUAUGCCUUUGGAGUUGUUCUACUUGAACUGUUAUCAGGAAGAAAGCCGAUCAGCGAUGAUAAUCCCGAGGGCCAACAAAGUCUGGUCAUGUGGGCAAUACCAAUACUGGAGAGAGGGGAUGUUAUGAAUUUAUCGGACCCCAAUCUUGAUAUGAAGCAUGACGUGGUUCAAAUGAGAAGAAUGGUUUUAGCUGCAUCUCUUUGCAUUACAAGGGCAGCUCGUCUCCGACCUCAAAUGAGCCAGAUUCUGAGCCUUCUCCAAGGAGUAGAAGACAUGGAGGCGUGGAUGAACUGCCAUGCUGAUACUACACACAAUGAGUUGGAUUGUCAGGAUGAGGAAACCUAUCCAGCUUCAAGCAUUGGGUCACAUUUAGGCCUUGCACUGCUUGAUGUGGAAGACGAUGCAUCGGUCGCUAGCUUUGAACAGAACCAACUAGGUUCCUUGGAGGAGUACCUACGAGGAAGAUGGAGCCGCUCUUCAAGUUUUGAUUAGCUUCUCAUCAGAUAAAUAUGAAAAAACAAUUCUUUCCUUUUUAACUUGAGUGCUUUUGGGCAGAUUUGUACAGUAUUAAGGCCAGAUGCAAGACUUGCAGCGUGCUGCUUGGGAUUGCACAAGAUUCCAAGGACAAUAAUAGAGCAUGAUAAUAAGAGAAACGUCAACAGGGCAAAGAGUAACAAUAAUCCAUGUAAACCUCUUCUUUAGCAU